This is a messenger RNA of Oreochromis aureus, 2712 nucleotides long. It is a transcript of the gene rasl11a, whose product is annotated as RAS-like, family 11, member A. The transcript is spliced from 8 exons. Lineage: Eukaryota; Metazoa; Chordata; Actinopteri; Cichliformes; Cichlidae. The record is from RefSeq and is a predicted model, not a curated record. Bases 1357 to 2124 code for a protein of 255 amino acids. Gene Ontology annotation, molecular function: GTPase activity; GTP binding.
UUCUUAGCUAUUGCAUUUUUAAUAACUUAAAUUAUAAUUUGAAUUGUAUAUUUACGCAAAGAUUUAAAAAGAAAUAUCGAAAUUACAAACAAAAUAAACAUGUGUAACCAUUGUAAAGUUGGGUAAAGUUUUAAAAAGCUUCUGAAAGUCUUCUGUGAAACUGAAUGAGUGUUCAGUGUGAUGGCGACUAUCUUUAACAAUCAAAAAUGUAUUAAACUGUAUUUUUUUUUAAACUACGACAGGGGUGUGAACCGAAAUUACAAUAACUUUAAGAUAAACUCUUGACUUUUUGCUGUAUUUACAUAAGUUUUACACCUGAUAAAGUGUCUUUAACUAAACUUUUACAUUUUUAAUUUUUGUUUGGGUUCUUAGAAAGGUUUUCACUCAGUUAAGACCUUGAUGGCUAGUGGGUUCUGAUUUUGGACUCAACUAUGAAGAUAAAAUAUAUGUCAAACAAUGGCAAAAAUAAAGUCUCUGGCAAGAUGGAAGAACAAACAGGUGAACAGUAGAGGGCUUAAAAAUUCUCAUGAAUAAAUUAAUAUAUAACAUAUUUAAAAGGGAGCAAAUGCCGAUUAAAACUUUGUACUACAACUAAAUCUAUCUUCGCAAAUCAAAAAUGUUAAAAAAAUAAAUAAAAAAAAUCUCCUUGGAAAGGUCACGUGUUUAAUACAGAAAUGGUCUUCCAACACAAUGAAAGCACAAAAGUAGAACGUGUGAAUAAGCUAAGGAGACAUUUUUAUUAUUAAUAUUAGUAUUUGGCUCACAGGGCCUCGUCUUGCUCUGCAUGUUUGUUUUGCAGCUUCGUUACUUACUAAUCACGGGUUUUAUCAGCUCCCAGAAGUUUCAGGAUGUCUGAUUCCAGGCCGGGAAGUGGAGCUCGAUUUAGACCGGUCUCACGGGAAUAUUAUAGGGGACGGUUCAAAGUCUACAUCCCUCCCUCUCUGCCUCUUUCUGCUCUCAGUCAGAGGCAUCUGGAAUCGCUGCGGAUCGGAAUCCUUUUCUCUUUUUUAUUUGUUUCAGGCGUCAAAAGAGGGCAGGGAUGCCUGUUUGUGAAGUGAGUGAAAAGGAUCCACGAAGCUUUUCACUCAGUGGAGGAAAACUUUGAACUGGAACUGGGAUACUUGGAAGAUAAUUUGGAUUUCUUUAGGAUAAAAUAGUUUUUCUAUGGUAAUUUCACAACACGUUUAAAGCUGCUAGAAGCGUGAAUAAUCCACAGGCUACCUCAGGAGGUCCGGUGUCCUCUCUACAGAGAUAUUAUGUGCGCACUGGAGUGAUUUUUCCCCUCUCUGGAUCCAGGGAUUUGUUUUUUAUUUUUCUAGUGAGAGCAGAGCUGAGCUGAGGGCAGAGGGGAGCUAAAUGCGGCUGACUGGCGACCCUGCACCGGGAACCAUGAACAGCAGCGGGUCUGGCAACUUUCUGCUGGUCCCCAUACCGGAGUACCCCCUGCUGGACUGCGUGCCCAACAAGACGGUGAAGAUUGUGGUGCUGGGAGCGAGCAACGUCGGAAAAACCGCUUUGAUUGUUAGGUUUCUGACCAAGAGGUUCAUUGGUGAUUAUGAAGCAAACACAGGGGCACUCUACUCCCGAAAGGUCAUGCUGGAUGGUGAGGAAGUGUCGCUUCAGAUCCAGGAUACACCCUGUGUCGCUCUGCAGGAUGAUGCCGAGGGUCUGUACUGUCAGGAGCAGAUCAACAGGUCAAUCUACUGGGCGGAUGGAUAUGUGCUGGUUUUCUCCAUCACAGACCACAACAGCUACAGAACCAUCCAGCCACUGUACCAGCAUGUCAGACGUAUACACCCCUCUGGAAACAUACCGGUUAUAUUGGUUGGCAACAAAAGUGACCUGCUCCGAGCCCGACAAGUGCCUGCAGAUGAAGGCGAGACGUUAGCAGCUUCAUUAGGAGGAGUUUACUUUGAGGUCUCAGCCAGAGAAAACCACGAAGGAGUCCAUGCUGCCUUCCUACAUCUCUGUCAGGAGGUGAUCCGGGCACUGGGAGGAGGGAAUGGGGAGAAGAGAAGAGGAGGACUCCACCUGGCCAGACCCAAAUCUCCCAACAUGCAGGAGCUGAAGAGGAGGUUCAGGCAGGUCCUCUCCUCCAAAGUCAAAUCAGCCACAACCAUCUGAGUGCAGGACAGGCUGAAAAAUGACAACCUGCAGCCGGGCACGUGGCGGAAAUAAGAGCUAAAACGCCAAAGAAAAAAAAUAUCACAAGAAGAGUUUUAUGUUUGGAGAUCUGGAGCCAUUACUGGCAUGAAAAGACAUGGUGUGUGUGGUGAUCAAAGCUUCUCGAAGAGCACAAGGAGUCCUGAUCAGAUGAAUGAAACGUAAGCCUUUCUGGCAGACGAGCUCUUCUGGAAGAGCUCUGCGGUCAACACGACCUCUUUCCAGACUCGAGUACAGCAAAGACGCUGCCCAAAGCUGAAAUGACAGAUACAGCCAAACAAACAGCUUGUGUUGUAUCAGAAACUUUGCAUGUUUGUCAUGAAAGGCAGCAGAACUUUCUGACACAUUUAUGUCUUAUUUCUUUCCGGUUAAAAGCCACAAAGUGAAUUAAACAUACCAAAAAGGAGCGAAGACGCAUCAGCUUUAUGCAGUUUGUUUUACAUGACUCAACAUCUCUUAUUUCAUCUCUCAACUGUGUUACAUUUUCAUUGUUUUGUUUUGGGUUUUUCCUUUUGGUUUUUUUUUUACUUACUGGGGAAUAAAAUGUUA